Messenger RNA from Amaranthus tricolor (Joseph's coat), 1340 nucleotides. Its product is annotated as E3 ubiquitin-protein ligase ORTHRUS 2-like. Bases 191 to 1102 code for a protein of 303 amino acids. Gene Ontology annotation, cellular component: site of double-strand break; nucleus. Lineage: Eukaryota; Viridiplantae; Streptophyta; Magnoliopsida; Caryophyllales; Amaranthaceae. The transcript has 5 exons. Gene Ontology annotation, biological process: double-strand break repair. Gene Ontology annotation, molecular function: ubiquitin-protein transferase activity; nucleosome binding. The record is from RefSeq and is a predicted model, not a curated record.
AAUUAAAAAACUCAUUAUUUAUCAAUUUCUGAUUUCCACUUUCUCUCUCUUCUGUGCUUCAAAUCCCUUCAAUGGUGACCAUAGAUUCCUAGAAAACCCACCAAAACAAAGAAAAUCCACCAAAUUAAUCAUAAAACCCAUCAUAAAACAGUACCAAAAUCGCCGAAAAUUGUAACAGAAAGUAGAAAAUAUGUUUAGCCCUAGAUUUAAAUCAGUUGCAGCAAUGGCGGGUUGGGAUGAAGAAGCCCUUAUACUUGCUUCUCUUGUUGUUGAAGAUACUCCUGAAAGAAACUUAAAAAACAAGAAACGAUCUGAUUUAUGCUUCAAUUCUCCACCAACUAGUUCUCGAAGGAAAAGAAGGAGAGCUCGACCCGAUUCGAUUCCGAUUCCCAUUCUUAAUCUUGAUGAGGAUGAAGAUUUUGUUGAUACCAACAAAAAAGCAGAGAAAGGUAAGAGUGAUUCACCAAAGAAAAUUGAAGAAAAAAGCAAAGAGGAAGAGAAGGAAAAGACUGCUUGCUCAAGUUCUUCAACACUUGAUUGUAUGGAUCGUCUUAGAGAUGAACUUUCAUGUGCUAUAUGUUUGGAAAUUUGCUAUGAACCAAGCACUACUCCUUGUGGGCACAGUUUUUGCAAGAAGUGCUUGAAAGCAGCAGCUGAUAAAUGUGGGAAAAAAUGCCCAAAAUGUAGGCAGCUUAUCAGCAAUGGAAGAUCCUGCAAUAUAAACACAGUUCUUUGGAACACUAUACAGCUUUUAUUCCCAAAAGAAGUGGAAUCAAGGAAAGAAGCUGCUGCUGCAUCCUUGAAUAGUAGAACAACCGAUGAUCGAAGGAACACCUCUGAAAGGACGAGUAGUUUGAGUAAUCGAUCUAAUAAUAAUAGCAAUCGGUAUAUGACUAGGAGAUUGAGGCCUUUAAGAUCAGAAGACGCGGGUUUGAGCAGUCGAAGAGGCGUGCCAGAUCAAGAUGAAGAUGCUGCAUUGGCAUUGAGGUUACAAAGAGAAGAGUUCAUGGAGAUUUAUAGAGGGUCUAGCUUGGCCCGAGAUAACUUGAGAGCCAUGGCGCGGAGAGCCAUGAAUCUUGCUAGGAACUACCGUGCUGUUUGAUGAUCUAUGUCUGUCAAGGGUAUAGUUUUUUGUUUGUUAAUCUCAUUAGAGGGCAUUGGAUAAAUUUGGAACGAUAUUCAAUAUUAGUUACUUGUAUCGAUUUGUAGAAAUGAACUUGUGCACUUGUAGAGUGAUUUAUGAUAUUUCAAGGUUGCAUAUAUCUAUUCUACCUAAACUCCGUUCAUGUAAGAACCACUUUAGAGGUGUAAACGCUUAAUAAAAAAAGUGAUUUGAGCAA